Messenger RNA from Syngnathus typhle (broad-nosed pipefish), 1675 nucleotides. Its product is annotated as cytochrome b5. The record is from RefSeq and is a predicted model, not a curated record. Gene Ontology annotation, molecular function: heme binding. The transcript is spliced from 5 exons. Gene Ontology annotation, cellular component: intracellular membrane-bounded organelle; membrane. Lineage: Eukaryota; Metazoa; Chordata; Actinopteri; Syngnathiformes; Syngnathidae. Bases 269 to 727 code for a protein of 152 amino acids.
AGGUUGCGCCGGGCUGCCAAAUACCACGGGUGUCAUUGGUCGUUUUGCUUAUCUGCUGAUGUACGGGGACGUUCGGUCUUUAGGUUUCCAGAAUUGCUUUCCAAUCGAAAGUCUAUGUUGUCGGUUUUCCACAAUAUUUAUUAUUUUAACGCAUUAGGAGCCAAUUUGAAGCGGAGCACCAGGCUUUGAGUCAGCACCUGGGUUUCAGAAUCAAAUAUUGACGAGCCGUUCAGUUGCUAUAUCUGUUUUUCUUGCAGCAAAACAAAAGAUGGGCGAGGAAGUUAACGGUAACCCUAUUAACGAAGAAGACAGACCUGCUAAUGGUGAUGAAAAGGGCAAAUGCUUGAACGAUGACGUCAAAUACUACACAUUAGAAGAUGUACAAAGUCAUAAUAUGAGCAACGACACGUGGCUUAUCAUCCAUGACAAAGUUUAUGACGUCACGAGUUUCCUCGAAGAGCAUCCGGGAGGUGAGGAGGUGUUGCUGGAGCAAGCUGGUGCAGAUGCAACAGAGAGUUUUGAGGAUGUGGGUCACUCCACGGAUGCCAGAGAGAUGCUGCAGCAGUUCUACAUCGGGGAGCUUAACAUGGAUGACCGAAAAAAGGAAAAGCCAACGAAUGAAAAUGUCACUCCAGGAGAAUCAAGCAACUCCUGGACCACAUGGGUGAUACCGGCCAUUGCUGCAACCGUCAUUGGCGUCUUGUAUCGCUUCUACGUGUCCUCUUGAGUGCCAACAUUCCCAAUUGAUCCCAUUAUCUUCAUCCGGGGGGCCUUGAAAUCUUUGACCAAAACCACCUCACAGAGUUUACCUCCUCGAACCGUCUGACAAUAGAGAGGGAGGACAGUACGUAAUUGUCAGCAAUUGUCUCCCCUCAACUCGUCAUCCAGCAAGCCCAGCAAACAGACAUUCGAGGAGAGAUUAUUCAACUCACUGCCUCCAGUUUCUUUAUUUCAUCUUAUCUUUUUGCCUCUCCUUGUCAUUGUUUUAUUUAAUUAUGCAUCUGUUUGACUCACUUUGGUCUGUGUUGAAUUUACUCGUCCACUUAAAACAAAGAAUCGGAAAGUUUACAAACAAGGAAACGCUAGUGAGAUUUUUGAUCUAAUCAUGAUGGUGGUAUCAGCAUAUUUUUUUAAUUUGCAUUUGUGAGGAGGGGAAAAAAAGUCACUUUCAUCACUGCUAAAGUUAAACUUUUUGAUUGCACCCUUCAUGAAUCAGUCAGUUUAUGCAUAACAAUUAUUGUCAUUGCAGUACCAAAUUGUUUUCCCUCUAAAUAGUGGCAUUAAUUGCAAAUCUAUACUUGCCAAGGAAAGAUACAAAAUAGAAGUAGAAUUUCUAUAACUGUUUUCUUGUCAAAAUUGAAUGGCUUAAGUGUAUUAUUAUUAACCCGUCGCAAACAUUUUGAGUGGAUUGUAUCGCCAGAGUUUGAGUACUGAGUUUUGUAAGUUGCCUAAAUUUCAAUUGCUUUUUUUCUGCAAAAUUUAGGAAGGCAUAUGUUAAACUCCAAAGUGCGAAUAAUAUCAUGAACUGUCUAUUUUCUUUAUAUACCAUUUGGUAUAUAUUGUCCACCAGUGCAAUUGAAACAUUUGCUAUGCUGACAGCUCUUGUGUUGUCUUCACCUGCCUGUCUUAUGUCAUUAAAAACCUGAUGAAAAUAAAUCUUAUACAAUUAUAUUCA